Molecule: messenger RNA, 4134 nt
Organism: Hemicordylus capensis (graceful crag lizard)
Lineage: Eukaryota; Metazoa; Chordata; Lepidosauria; Squamata; Cordylidae
Gene: FBXO31
Product: F-box protein 31
Exons: 10
Coding region: 100-1809 (569 amino acids)
Molecular function (GO): protein binding
Source: RefSeq, a predicted model, not a curated record
UUGGGCGAGGGGCCGGGCCCGGGCCUGUCAGCGUCCGGAGGGGAGCGCGGCGGCGGGGCGCCCUCAGUCUGCCGCUGCCAGGCUCGGGGUCCCGGCGGCAUGGCGGUGUGCGCGCGCCUCUGCGGGGUGGGCUCCGCGCGGGGCUGUCGGCGGCGGGGCGCUCAGAGGAAAGGGGGCGCUGCGGCCGUGGCAGCCGGCGGGGACAGCAGCGAGCCCGACACCGACCCGGAGGAGGAGGAGGAGGAGGAGAAGGAAAAGAAGGGCAUCGCGGAGGAAGGCGGCGGCCGGGCGGCGGGGGCCCCCGCCUCGGCCCAGGGCCCGCCCCGCGCCCCGCUCUCCCUGCUGGAGUUGCCGCCGGAGCUGCUGGUGCAGAUCUUCGGCUCCUUGCCCGGCCCCGACUUGCCCAGCCUGGCCCUCGUCUGCAGCGCCUUUCGCCGCAUCCUCCGCACAGACACCAUCUGGCGGCGCCGCUGUCGGGAAGAAUAUGGUGUCUGUGAGAACCUGCGGAAGCUGGAGAUCACGGGAGUGUCCUGUCGAGACGUGUAUGCCAAACGUAUAAACCCACGGGUGAAGUCGGGGCGCUUUAUGAAAAUCCUUCCCGACUACGAGCACAUGGAAUACAGAGAUGUUUACACCUGCCUGCUCCACCGAUACCGACACAUCUUGGGGCUGUGGCAGCCAGACAUUGGACCCUAUGGGGGGCUGUUGAACGUGGUGGUAGAUGGCUUCUUCAUCAUUGGCUGGAUGUACCUGCCCCCACACGACCCACAUGUGGACGACCCAAUGAGAUUCAAGCCUCUCUUCAGGAUUCACUUAAUGGAACGGAAGAUUGCCACCGUCGAGUGUAUGUAUGGCCACAAGGGACCCCACAAUGGGCAUAUUCAGAUUGUGAAAAAGGAUGAGUUUUCGACCAAGUGCAACCAGACAGACCAUCACCGGAUGUCAGGAGGCAGGCAAGAGGAAUUCCGGACGUGGCUGCGAGAAGAGUGGGGGCGGACUCUGGAGGACAUCUUCCAUGAACACAUGCAGGAGCUCAUCCUGAUGAAGUUCAUCUACACCAGUCAAUAUGACAACUGCUUGACGUACCGACGCAUCUACCUCCCUCCACGCAGUCCCGAUGAUCUCAUCGAGCCAGGUCUCUUCAAGGGGACGUAUGGAAGCCACGGCCUUGAAAUAGUCAUGCUGAGUUUUCAUGGGAAAAAGGCAAAAGGAACCAAAAUCACAGGUGACCCCAACAUCCCAGCUGGCCAGCAGACAGUGGAGAUUGACCUGGCGCAUCCCAUCCAGCUGCCGGCCCUCGAGAACCUGAGCAACUUUGGCGAGCUCUCCCGGCUGGUCCUGGCCAUGCAGGACCAGGUGCAGCGGGAGCAGCAGCGGCUGGAGGAGGGGAGUCUGCCGGAGGAGCCGGAAGAAGAGGCCCAGCCGGGGCCUUCCCCGCAGGAAGGGGAGGGGGCAGAGGCCCCUGCAGCUGAGGAGGGGGCAGUGGCAGCCGCCGCCGAAGGCGCCCCCCCGGCCUCCUAUCCCUUCGUGCUGCCAGGCGGGAUUGCGUCCAGAAACGAAGAUUACCCUCGGACCUGCAGAGCCUGCUUCUACGGCACAGGACUCAUCGCCGGCCACGGCUUCACCAGUCCCGAGCGCACGCCUGGCGUCUUUGUCUUGUUUGACGACGACCGUUUCGGCUUCAUCUGGUUGGAGCUGCAGUCCUUCAGCCUCUACAGCCGGAUCAAGGUCUCCUUCCAGAAUGCAGAGGCGCCCUCACGGGAGGCUUUUGACGAGAUGCUAAAAAGCAUCCAGUUACUGACGUCAUGAGGGGGGGAGUCCCAGAGGACGGGUCUGCUUCUCCCCCCACCCCCCGCCCCUUGGGGGACAGGCAGGGCACCGCCCCCUCCACCAGAGACAGCAUGCACUUCUCAAUAAGGCCUUUUUACCAAAACGUGUAUGUGUACAGGCAGACACACACACACACACCCCUACCUUAGCACACUAACUUAUACUUCCCCAAUAUGUUAUGUAUAGUUUGUAAUAUAGCUCUGUAUAUUUGGAGGGUGGCCUGCCAAGCUGGCAGGUGAGCAUGCUUGUGCUUUUUUUGUUAGAGGAUGGGGUCUGGGGAACCGAGGCCAGCGCUGGCAGUGUAAAUAAUUGUGUGUGUGCGUGCGAGAGUGAGUGAGUGUGUGCGCUUGCGCGUGUUAAACUAGCAGCAAGCAACUGGUCUUCUCCCUGGGCAAGUAAACCCCUCAUCAGAUUUGCUUCGGGCUUCUUUUUUGAACAUGAAUUACUUCCCAAGGGGGAACAGCUUUGAGGGGCAUUCUAACUUUAGAGAAAAAGGCCCCACUUGGGGACAUAAUAAUAGAGAUUUACAGAAUUAUGUGUGGUGUUGGGAGAGAGAAAGAAACAUUGGUAGACUUCCCGUGAAGGGUUCUUUUUCUUGGUACGGGGAGGGCAUCCAUCACGUGACGGGUCGUUAGGCUCUGCGUGCUCCGAGACAAGACCAAUGAGGAUUCAGGUCGGUCAUCUCUAUCCAGACAACUCCCUCUCUGACCCCAGUUCCGGGACCGUAGAGCGUAGCAGGUUUCCCAUAGAGGGAGAGUAUGUCUCAGCCAUAAGAAGAAAAAGAUAGCAAUACAGUGGAAGGAAGGAAGAAAAGGCUGUGAUAGCAAAAACUAAUACACUCUAGGAGUCGCGCCCCCCCACCCAGAAUCUCCACCUUCCAGCAUCCAUGGGCACUGAAAGUCCUCGCCUUGGCCCGGCUGCCAGGCCCUUCCACACGGUCAGCUCACUGGCCUGUCCAGCCUAUAUUGUCUCCAUGGGGCUCCACUGAUUCAUGGGGGUCUCUGAGGUCUUUUCCAGCCCCACUACUUGAGAUCCUUUUAGCUGGGGAGGUUGGGGAUUGAGCCUUGUGCAUGCAAAGCUAUGCUCCACCCCAAGGUAGGGCCGGGUUGAUUAUUACUUAGUAUUAACUAGUAAAAUUAUUCAGGACAGCUGGGGUGUGGGGUUAUCUAGUUCAAGAGGCGGGUGGGUGCCCACAUGCAAAUCCCCUUGUUACCCUGUUGGACAGGGCUGCUUUUUUACCCUCCCCACACCAUUUCCCCCAACUGCAAUGCUUUUCCUCCUAGGAAUGAAAGGCAAUUGUUCCCUCAUAUGGGAGAAAGCAAAGUGGGGGGAGGCCCCACUGGGGGAGAAACUUGGCCUGCUGCCUGUCACAGUACACCUCAGCCAUGGAGAAAGUAACGGUCUCCUCUCCGUCACCCCGCCCCAGCCUCGUUUCUUGGUCAGGGGGCAAUAUCGGUGUCGGAGACAGUAAAAGCAAUGGCAGGUCCCUGCCCAGAGGAGCUUGCAAUCCACAUUUCAGCUUUGGGGUGGAGAGAGGCAGCAAAUGAGAGUUGAGAGGGGGUGGAGACAAGCAGAUAAAACGGGAGUUGGGAGUUUUGGGAGCUGGGUUGUGCCAUCUCUUGCCUCUUUGCUGUCUCGGCCAUCCUCCCUAGGUGCUGUUGUCUCCCUUCCGGAGAAGGCAGUCCCCAUCCCAAACAGGAGUGUGUUCCUGUUGGCCCUCUUGGCAACACAGCUGUUGCUGCUGUGGGUGUGGGGUUUCCUUCCUUCUUGGGCUGGAGUUAUUAGCCUGUUCUGCAUGCACCUGUGGGGUGACAUGGGCUUAAUCUGUGGCAGUGCCAAGGAUGCCUAGCUGCCUCGGCUUCCUGGCACUAGCCUGGGUUGCUCCUCUGCUGCGCUGCCUGCAGGCUGGCUGUUUGUCAGGUCGAGCUGCUGCUGGGAAGCAGAGGCUGCUGGGCGUCCUUUUGUGCCCCCCCCCAACUCCUGGGGAGGAGCCAUUCCUGCUAAUUCCUCCUGCCUGCAGGAGGUGAGCAGGCAGUCUGUUGAGAGCCUGUUGCCAGCCCUAGGAAUGGAUGAAAUGCUCCACCUGAUGGGGGGCCUGUCCUGUCCAACCCCCCACGAGCUUGUCGUUUUUGUCUGGGGAGCAAACCGCUGCUGCCAGGGCUGAGACUGUGCUGCUUCCUAAGCCUCAGAGGAGCAGGCUUUAUUUUCUGUCUUUUCCUUUGCUACUUUGCUUAUGGUUGCUCAAGGAGCCUUUUCCAAUUUCACAUGACUCUGAAUAAUAAUAAAAAGAUUUUAUGAACUUAA